CAUCCCAGGCUGUGGACUGCCACAAUGGGGAAGACUGGGAAGAGUACGGUGGACUUGAACUCCCCGUCCGACGUCAAACAAGCCGUCCCCACUGACAGCAUGGAUCCUUCAGCUCCCCCUGCAGACGAGAAGGAUAAGAAGGAGGACAUUCCUGAAAGAGGAGGCUGGAAAGGGAAGUUUGACUUCCUACUGUCUUGUGUGGGAUACGCUAUUGGAUUAGGAAAUGUCUGGAGGUUUCCUUAUUUAUGUGGGAAAAACGGCGGAGGAGCAUUCCUCAUCCCGUACUUCAUGACGCUGGUGUUCGCCGGGAUCCCCCUGUUCUUUCUGGAGACAGCUCUGGGACAGUUCACCUCAGUGGGGGGCCUGGGGGUGUGGAGACUCAUUCCCAUGAUGAAAGGUGUUGGUCUGGCUGCAGUGGUCCUGUCCUUCUGGCUCAACAUCUACUACAUCAUCAUCAUUUCCUGGGCUCUUUACUAUUUAUUUAACUCCUUCAGUUCGGAACUGCCCUGGCAGAGCUGUAAUAACCCUUGGAAUACAGAGAGCUGUUUUUCCAACUACUCCCUAACAGACACCACCAACCUUACCAGUGCUGUGACCGAGUUCUGGGAGCGGAACAUGCACCAGAUGUCCAGUGGUCUGGAGGAACCAGGAGAGCUCCGCUGGCCUCUAGUGGGGACUCUGGCCUUAGCGUGGGUCCUUGUCUACUUUUCAAUCUGGAAAGGAGUGGAGUGGACUGGAAAGGUGGUGUAUUUCUCAGCCACGUAUCCCUACGUCAUGCUCUUCAUUCUGUUCUUCCGAGGGGUCACUCUGCCCGGCGCCAUCGAUGGGAUCCGCUUCUACAUCACUCCAGACUUCAAUAAACUCGCCCGAUCUGAGGUGUGGCUGGACGCAGCCACUCAGAUCUUCUUUUCAUACGGACUGGGUUUGGGCUCACUCAUCGCUCUGGGAAGCUACAACCCUUACAACAAUGACGUCUACAAGUACAGACAGGAAAAUCAAAACGAAAGAUUUACUUUGUGUUUUUUUUACUUGUAUUUUUUUCUUGUUUCCAGAGACUCCAUUAUAGUGUGCUGCAUCAACUCCUGCACCAGCAUGUUUGCAGGAUUUGUCAUCUUCUCAAUUGUGGGCUUCAUGUCUUACAUAACAAAGAAACCUGUGCAGGAACUGGCUGCAUCUGGCCCGGGUUUAGCAUUUUUAGCUUAUCCUCAGGCCGUCACGCAGCUUCCCCUUUCCUCGCUUUGGGCCGUCCUCUUUUUCUCCAUGCUCCUGAUGCUCGGCCUGGACAGCCAGUUCUGUACCGUUGAGGGUUUCAUCACAGCUCUCAUGGAUGAAUACCCUCUGGUGUUGAGGAAGAGGAAGAAGGUCUUCAUCCUCAUUGUUUGCUUCAUCUCCUUCAUCAUCGGCUUCUCCAACAUCACUCAGGGUGGUCUGUACGUGUUCAAGAUGUUUGAUUACUACUCUGCUAGCGGAAUGUGUUUGCUGUUCCUCGUCUUCUUUGAAACCGUCUCCAUAUCUUGGUUUUAUGGAGCGGAAAGAUUCUACAAGAACAUCGAGGACAUGAUCGGCUAUAGGCCAUGUGUCUGGUGGAAGCUGUGUUGGCUGGUCUUCACGCCUCUCAUAUGUCUGGGUGUGUUCACCUUCAGUGCCAUCGAGAUGACCCCUCUGACUCUUGGGAAAUAUGUGUUUCCCAUGUGGGGCCAAGUCAUUGGCUGGUUCAUGGCUAUGUCGUCUAUGAUAUUGAUCCCUGGCUACGUCAUCUAUAUGUUUUGCACAACCAAGGGCAGCUUUAAACAGCGUUGGCGGAGGAUGACAACUGCCCAGGAGGAUGGGAAGCCGCUGGAGCGUGAAGAACUCACACGUGUAGGGAGCGUGGGCGAAGCUCCUGUCUAGCCAGGGUCGCUAACGUUGAACUGAUCUGACUGUCGCACUAACAUUUAACAAACGGGAGUCUCGUCUCCAGAAAAAAAAGCACUUUACCUUUUUUUUUUUACACUGUGCUAGAAAAUGGUUGAUUAAUGCAUAAAAUUUUCCUUUAGCUGAAAAUUUGAAUCUUUUGCUACGGUUAAAAUUUGGUUUAAAACACUGCUGUGAAGGGAAAUAUUCACCAAAUGCUUUUGUAUAGAUAAAUACACUCACUUUAAAACACAAUAUGUUCAAGAGAAAAAUUGUAUCCGUCCGUGCCUAUUAGGACCUCCAUGUAUAAAUAAAACACGUAAAAAUAUAUUUUAUUUGUGUUAAUUUAAAGGUUAUUGCUCAGACAGAUUGAAAUUUAUAUGUAUGUAAUAUUAUUGUUAUAAAUACUUUGAAUAAAGAUAUUUUAAAAUGUAUGAUUUAAAGCUCAGAAAGUGGUACAGAUGUAUUACAAUUUAAGAAAUAUAACUGUUGUCACCACCAUCAGAAAAGUCCAGAAUUUUGAACCAAAUAGGAUUAAGUUACACAUAAAGUCAAGUUCACCUAUAAGAAAAAUAAUUAAGUUUCCUUUAAUCAACAAUGACGUCUAAACUCAGAGGGAAUGUGUCAAAACUUUUCAGCUUUUUGUAAAAUGAGCUGCAGACAGGAUGAAAAGAUCAUUUCGGGACUGAUUUUUUUUUUCUUGGUUCUGUAUCUGCUUUAAUUUGUCACUUUUUAGUUUCCUUUGAUCAUAAAGAUCAUUGUAUUGUACAUACAAGUAUUGCAGAUGUGCUUUGGUUGUACCCCCAAAAACAGAAUAUGUACAAAAUAAAUAAAUAAAUAAAUUAAAGACUCAGAAACUAUAUUCUUGAUUGUG
Molecule: messenger RNA, 2767 nt
Organism: Oryzias melastigma (Indian medaka)
Lineage: Eukaryota; Metazoa; Chordata; Actinopteri; Beloniformes; Adrianichthyidae
Product: sodium- and chloride-dependent GABA transporter 1
Exons: 13
Coding region: 25-1890 (621 amino acids)
Biological process (GO): sodium ion transmembrane transport; neurotransmitter transport
Cellular component (GO): plasma membrane
Molecular function (GO): gamma-aminobutyric acid:sodium:chloride symporter activity
Source: RefSeq, a predicted model, not a curated record